GGAAAAUGGCGGCGGCCUGGAGAGCCGCUUGGGCGGUUGUUGUCCGAGGUUAUGGGAAACGCGGGGUGUCCGUGCUCGGCACCCCCCGGAGCCAGAGGCAUGGGGUGGGCCGGUGGCUGGCAGCUGCCGCUCUGGUCGGAGGUGGCGCCUUGGCGGGCUCCUACAGAAAAUGGACCCGGCAGGAGAGGAGCGGAGGCUUCUUGACAGUCCUGGCUCAGAAAGAAGGUGAUGUAGAUGAAGAGAUGGCAGAAAAGCUUUCCAUACGAAAGAAACGUUUUAUGCAGUUUGCUUCCUUGGAAUAUGAAGGAGACUAUUACAUGACUCCAAGGGACUUCCUGUUUUCAGUUAUGUUUGACAAAUCAGGACGUAAAACUUUGGCCAAGAAACUGACAAAAAAGGAAUUAGAUUCAGCACUAGCAAAUGUUGCAAAGGCUAAACCAGGGCCAACGUUUUUUAGAGACCUCGGAGAUAAAGGAUUGAUCUCCUACACAGAGUACCUGUUUUUGCUGACAAUUCUCACAAAACCGCAGACUGGAUUCCAUAUUGCUUUUAAAAUGUUGGAUGUGGAUGGGAAUGAACAAGUAGAGAAAAAGGAAUUCUUUAAGCUUAAGAACAUAAUUGGGAAGCAAGAUGAAUUGAAAACCGCUUUGGGAGAUGAAGCGAUAUCUCAGGAGCCAGAAUUGGAAGAUUCUGAUAUUAACACCAUGUUGCUGGUCCACUUCUUUGGAAGAGGAGGAAAAGAAAAGCUUCAGUAUUGUGAAUUCCACAGAUUUAUGCAGAAUUUACAAACAGAGGUGCAAGAAAUGGAAUUCAUCCAGUUUUCCAAAGGCCUCACCUGCAUGAGAAAAGAGGAUUUUGUAGAGUGGUUGCUGUAUUUCACUGAUGAGGAAAACAACGAAGUUUACUGGCAAAAUGUAAAAGACAGAAUCCAAGCAGGAGAGAGUAUCAGUAUGGAGGAAUUUAAGACUUUCUGCCAGUUUACAAACCGCUUAGAAGACUUUUCAAUUGCCUUGAAAAUGUUUACUGUAGCCAGUCGUCCUGUUAAACGGGCCGACUUCAAGAGAGCUGUAAAAGUGGUUAUAGGACAGGAGCUCUCGGAAAACGUUUUGGACACCAUCUUCAAGAUCUUUGAUUUAGAUGGAGACAAUUGCCUCAGCCACGCAGAGUUCCUUGGAGUACUGAAGAACAGGAUGCACCGAGGCUUAAGGGUGCCUCAACAGCAAGGAGCCCAAGGUUAUUGGAAAUGUGUGAAGAGAGAGACCAUUAAAGGAGCAAAAGAAGUCUGGAAACAAACUGGGAAAAGUCCUUUUUAAACACAUCCAUAAGAACAUUUUACAACUAUAAAAGUCUGGGUUUGUGUCUUUUGUGUAUUUUUGUUUACAUGCUGGAUAUAUUAGAUUUGGGGCAAUCACUUCAUACAGUUAAAUAUUGAACAUAUUUCUGUUCUCAUUGUAAUGUUACAGUACUGAUCAGUAUAAUCAGGUUUGCUGAUUUCCAGCUUUUAUAACAAGUGUUCGAAUUCCAGGUAGCACUGAAGUUGUCAGAAAUAGAUACUAUUAAAAUUCCUGUGUUGGUCAAUCUGCCUGGAAUUUAGUAGAAAUUUCUAGUUUCUGUAUGUUCCAUAAAGAAGGCAAGUCUCAUUAACAGCACUGGAACACACCCUCCUUCCUUAAGGGCUAAUACUGCCUUCCCCAACCUGGUACCCUCUAGAUGUGUUGGACUACAACUCCCAGCAUCCCCCAGCCAGCUGAAAGUUGCAGUCCAACAUCUGGUGGGUGCUAGGUUGGGGUAGGGCUAAAGAAAUAAAAACGAUAAAACCUACAAUUCCAUAUUGAUUUUUUGUCAGGCCAAAAUUAUUUUAAAACUAUAACCUUCAAUUCAUUGAUUAGUUGUCCCUAUGAUUUCACUAGCACUGGUGAAUUUAGGAUUGCAACUUUUAAACACCCCAUGCAGAUUGUGAAUAAAACGUUAGUGCUCAAAAGCUACUUCAAGAACACUUUAUGGGUAUUAGAAAUCUCUCUUGCCUAGGAAAGCAUCUUUUGAUAAUUAUAUUAUUUGUUUAUUCCUGUACUUUCUACAAAUGUUUAUUCAUCCUGUUAGCAGUAAGGUUUGCAUCUCUCACUCCAAGCUGGAAAUACAAAAAUGUUUACAUAAACUGGAAGAUUGUAAAUUGUGUGAAUGUGUACAGAUUAGCUCAGCAAUUAAAAAAAUUAAAGGAAUUCUCUUUUGGCAAUUUGAAUGAAA
Elgaria multicarinata webbii is the source of this 2244-nucleotide messenger RNA. It is a transcript of the gene MICU2, whose product is annotated as mitochondrial calcium uptake 2. The transcript has 12 exons. Gene Ontology annotation, biological process: mitochondrial calcium ion homeostasis; calcium import into the mitochondrion. The record is from RefSeq and is a predicted model, not a curated record. Gene Ontology annotation, molecular function: calcium ion binding. Gene Ontology annotation, cellular component: uniplex complex. NCBI's taxonomy places the organism in Eukaryota, Metazoa, Chordata, Lepidosauria, Squamata, Anguidae. Bases 6 to 1313 code for a protein of 435 amino acids.